AUGCAUGCUGUAGGAAUGACUCGGGCCACGGUCGCGUCUGUUGACGGCCUGCCCAACUCUGUCUCGGCGUACGGCUCCAACUCGUCAUCGCCGCCGUGUCCGCUUUGCGCGUCGCCGCUGACUUCUUGCUCUGCGAAACUGGCUGCGCCUCAGCGCUCGCCCGCGCGCGGCCUCCUGCCUCCACGCAUCGUCCCCACAGACUUUCUGCUGCUGCCUCCGCCCGCCAGGUGCGGGGCGAGCGCCGGCUUGCGGACGGGCUCUGCGUACUCCUUCCAAGAUCAGCUCGAGAGCUUCUCGCAGGAUGGCGGUCGCGAGCGGCACUGCACCUGCGCGGUCGCGGGCGUGUCGCCCACCCACGAGGCACUGAGAGCCAGAGCGGACGCCGCCGACGGCCAGGGCGACUCGUCGCACCACUGCUCCCUCUGCGGAGGUGUGCCGAUCGGGAUGGCGCGGAGACACUCCUCCUUCUUCCAAGAGUCCGUCAGCUGCCUGUCGGCCUCCAGCCGCAGCGUUGAGCUGCUCAUCUGGGGCGUCCGCAAGCUUAUCGAGCGGGACUUCCCCUGUCUGUACUCCCGACACAACGUGGACGCUUCACGCAGCGCAGAGGAGCAACGCCUGGAUAGAAGUGUAGCAGACUCUGAGCACUGCUGCGCAGUGUCGCAGGGGUCGCCUGCGCCUCUGGAGGCGGGCGAGUUGCCUUCGACGACGCACCAGACGCCGAUGCAGGCCGCACAGGGCUUUCCUACCGGGGCGAGUGCGGCGUUUGCGUCGCCCAGCUUCUCCCCGUUCCCGCCAUGCUCGGACGUCUUUCCAGUUGCGUGCGCGCCGAUGAUGGGCGGCUGCUGCUGCCGCGGGUCGGUCAACUCCGGCAUCGCCUGCGAGGCGCGUCAGAUUGUGGCCGUGUCGAUUGAAGGCAAUCGCCAGCGCGACCGCAAAGUCCUGAAGUGGGUGCGAAACAACGUGCUCAAGUCGGGCGACGUCGUCGUCCUUGUCACCGCGUGGGAGCGCGCAGAAGACCCCAAGUUCCUCAAGGUGCCUGGCAUGAUCCUGAGCAACAACACCGACGCCAGCAGCUAUAACGUGAGCAUGGUUGGAAAACUAAACGCCCGCCUGAAGCACGUCGCCGCUUCCCUCCUCUCGGACUGCCGCGUCUACCCGCUCGUCGUGCCCCUCGCUCGAGUUAACAAGGCGUCGGUGGGCGACCUGCUGUGUCAGUGCGCCGCGGAGCUGCAGGCGGAUGUGCUAGUCGUCGGCUCGCAUGGGCACACGUCGCUGCGCCAGGUUCUCUUCGGCUCUGUUUCUCGGCACGUGCGAUCUCACGCAACCUGUAAAGUCGUGAUUCCGCGCAUUUAG
Molecule: messenger RNA, 1353 nt
Organism: Besnoitia besnoiti
Lineage: Eukaryota; Apicomplexa; Conoidasida; Eucoccidiorida; Sarcocystidae
Product: universal stress family protein
Exons: 3
Coding region: 1-1353 (450 amino acids)
Source: RefSeq, a predicted model, not a curated record